This is a messenger RNA of Tigriopus californicus, 2016 nucleotides long. RefSeq lists its product as uncharacterized. The transcript has 2 exons. The record is from RefSeq and is a predicted model, not a curated record. Bases 531 to 1811 code for a protein of 426 amino acids. NCBI's taxonomy places the organism in Eukaryota, Metazoa, Arthropoda, Copepoda, Harpacticoida, Harpacticidae.
AUCGGUUGUGAUAAAUUGCGCUUCAUUCCUGGUUGUUUUGGUCAGAGCAACCCUGGUCACGCUGAGCUCAAGCCACCCCAUGAAUGUUUGACAUGACCCUUUGGCCUUUCAAUCACGGCCAGUGACUAAUUGGCUUAAAAUAUGGCCUACCCACUACUUGCACUCAUCAUUUUCGUACCCCAUUCCCAAACUACUCCAACCGAUAAGACCCAACGCCCAAUGACGCACCUCUGCCCCACUAGUCAGCUGUCGAGUUGCCAACCGAGAAAAGAAGCUCCUGAACUACGCAUGAACUUAUCUCGGCAUUCUAGGUCACUCAUGUCCAUAGAAAUGAAGUAUUGAACGGCAUGACAACAGCAUCAUCAUCGAUGUGUGUGACCCCUUCAGAUUUUCGGCGCAAUUCCGUAGUAAAACCAUUUCGCCGCAUUACCCGCGUUUCAAGAGUACUGGUAACUUUGACCACUGGCCAGGACGAGCCAUGUGAAUGGGCGGCCUAGUGGGAGUGACACCUUAUCGAGUAACCGGACAAGAUGCCUUUGAGUGAGCGAGAGAAGCACGGCAUCUCGCAGUUGCUCUCCUCGGGGUUGUUCAGCUCGUCGGACUUGGCCUCGUUGGCGCAGACCGUGACGGCGCGCCUGAUCCUACCCGAGUCGAGUUUGGAGGCCAUAUCGGCCAUUAUUUUGCACACAGACACGGCCGAAGACCUUUUAAAGCGGCGCAAGGUCAAGAAGGAGGUGCUUUUCAAAUACUUGUCCGCCAAUCGCGUGGAGGGUGUGACGGCGCAAUCUGAUAAGGCUGAGAUCGUGACGCACGUUCUGCAGUUCUGGCAGAGCCCACGCUUGACCAGCGCGCCCAGCGCGGCCAGCGUGGCUAGUUUGGCUGGGCUAAACGAGCCGGAAGAUAGCUUGCCCGAAGCGCCGGCGCCCUCGCGUAAUACCUCGUACUCCUCCUUGUGCAGUCUUAACUAUGACGGGCUGGCGCCCGCCGGCCCGAAUCUAGCCUUUGUGCUCAAUCGGCGUGCCGGUAGCUGCACUGGCAGUGGGGAUGUCAUGUGCAUGAUGGAUGAGGACAGCGGGGGUAGCUCACCGCCUGUGUUUCAAGCAGCCGGUCAUUCAGGCGGAGGAACCGCAGCUAGUAGUUGUUAUGGCAGCGGGACGGAGAGUGGGGCCAGUGGGUCGCCCCACUCCUGUUCGCCCAACGGGGGGCCGCUUAACGGGCUGACCGGCGCUGCUAUGGCCUAUGGACCGACUUCCUCAGAGGCCCAAGUCCAAGACCUGGCGCACACGUUUGUCAAAUGGUUCUAUGAUUCGCUGAACCAGUCCCUGGCCUCGCCUCAGCCCUCGGCCUCUUUCCAACCCGAUCACUUCUUCCCAGAUGCCUCGGCCAAGAUCUGCCUCAUGAACCAAGCCACGAGCCCGCCCAACGGCGCUCAAGCCAUCACGCCCGAAGUGAUGCACAUCGCUCAGGAUGGAUCCGCCGUCUGCGGCGCCAUCCUGGACAUCAGUGCUCGCUUCGGGCUGACCUACAAUCCAAAUCUUUGCUCCGAAGGCGUGCGCGGUCUCAUGGACCCGCACGGUCUAGUCAUCGUGUCGGUAUGCGGCACUCUUCACCGUGAGGCCUCCUGUUGCGGCACGUUCCACCACCAAUUCGGCUUGGUCCGCGACCUGUCGUUCGGCAACAACUGGAAGAUCAAGUUCAUGCACGCCCUCCUAACGGCCAAAACGGCUGUGGAGCAGCUGCCCAUCCUCGAGCAGUUCCCCCUGGCCUUGAACUCUGAGCGGGAGCUGGUGGCGGCCACGUCGUCCAGGUGAUACUAGGGCAUCCAAGCCUACUCAUGCCCCAUGCCCAUCCAUGCUCCCAUGCAUGUGACGGAGGGAAGACUCCUGCGGUGCUGAGGAACGACGGAUUGUGAUACAAAUGAUGAUGAUGAUAAGAAUCGAACCAGCCGACCAGACGCCGGAGCAGCUAUUAUUUAUACAUGUAGGAAAUUAAAUAAUAAACCAGUGACAGCAAGAG